GGGUGGCCUGGCGGCAGGCGAAGACUAAGGAGCGAGAGGCGGCGGCCUGAGGAGCUACAGCCCACUCACCUGCGAAACAGCUGGACUUUGGGUUGAGGGGAGUGGGAGGAUUUGGGCUCCGUCCUUCUUAGGGGGCCCUUUAUUUAGCCGGGGGAGGGCGGAGGGGGUCUGAGGAGCCUCCCUGCCUAGCCAGGAGGUGGGGGUGAGGAUGUAAGUGGGCUAUGAGGAGGGACCGCUGAGGGGGGGUUGCGCCCCCUCCCCCGUUCCCCCUUUGUCCCCAGUUAUAAAAGGCCUUAGGGACCAUCCCCAUAAAAUACCUUAAUGCCUUCUUUCCUCCUUAAGAGGUUAUCAAGUCAAGGGGAUCAGUACCCUCCCUUUUAAGGGGUCUUCACCCCCCACCCCACAUCCUUACUCAGGGUUAUUAUCGUAUCUUCUCCCCGUAUAGAUGUCUUAAUCUCUCGACCCAUUUCAGAGGGUCUUUAAUGCCCCUCUUCUCUGACCCUGACAUUGUAUGGUAACCCCCUCCCCAUCCUGAUUCUCCUUUCUGACCCAGUUGAGGGGAGUUGUCACUGUGUUCCUCUCUUUUAAAAAACUAUUAUUGUUUUAAACCCCUCCCCCCCAUCCACCUGCACCAUUAUUUCCCCCUUGUAGGGGCUUUAUUACAAAUAAAGACAUUAACCAUCUCUUAAAGAUACUCCUUUUUAAAGCUCUUACCCCCCUCCUUCUCUUGUAAAGGUGCUAUAGCCCCCCCCAUGCCAGGUUGCCUUAAAAAUCCCAUGUAUUGCUAUUGCCUGGUGGCUUCCUUCCUUGCAAGCCUUUUGUCUUGGAUAAUCAUAAUUGUUAUUAUUAGUAAAGCACCAAAGGGGACCCUUAAUGCCCCUGUUCUUCUGCAGCUAGCUCUGCACCCCUCCCCUAGGAAUCCUAACCCCACACGCACACAUCUUGACCUGCCCGCAUUCCUUCCUUUCCCCAUGCCAGAAAAAGCAAGUUGCCUUUGGGAAGCCGGAGCAGUCAGCCAGUACCCUCCUACCCCCUUUGCUUGGGGGGGUGGCUCAUGAUGGCAGCUGCCCCCCUUCCUCCCUUGGGGGCAGCCUGGAAAGAGAGGCACAGACUCCCCAAUCCUGCGCCCCGUUCUUCCUAUCCACCAGGCUGGGAGCUGAUGUGAGCUUGGUUUAGCUUUCUGUGGUAGCCCCCCUUUCCCCUUGAUCCUCACCCCCUCCUGCCCUGAAUUUUAAGGGCUUCAUGCCCCCUUGGGGAUGAUGGAGGUGGUGGGGGAUUUUGAAUACUGCAAGAAGGACCUGAUCGGACAUGGAGCCUUUGCUGUGGUCUUCAAAGGUCGCCACCGCAAGAAAACUGAUUGGGAAGUGGCAAUUAAAAGCAUUAACAAAAAGAAUUUGUCUAAGUCUCAGCUCCUGCUUGGGAAAGAGAUAAAAAUUUUAAAGGAACUUCAACAUGAGAAUAUUGUAGCUCUCUAUGAUGUCCAGGAGUUGCCCAAUUCUGUCUUCCUGGUAAUGGAGUAUUGCAACGGAGGAGACUUGGCAGAUUAUUUACAAGCAAAGGGAACCCUGAGUGAGGACACCAUCCGGGUGUUCCUCCAGCAGAUUGCUGCUGCCAUGCGCAUCCUCCACAGCAAAGGGAUCAUUCACAGGGACCUCAAGCCACAGAAUAUCCUGCUGUCAUACACUAACCGCAAGAAGACGAGCAUCGGCAGCAUCCGUGUCAAGAUAGCUGACUUUGGGUUUGCUCGUUACCUCCAGAGCAAUAUGAUGGCUGCCACCCUUUGUGGGUCCCCUAUGUAUAUGGCUCCAGAAGUGAUCAUGUCACAGCACUAUGAUGCUAAAGCCGACUUGUGGAGUAUAGGAACGGUGAUCUAUCAAUGCCUGGUUGGAAAGCCGCCUUUCCAGGCCAACAGCCCUCAAGAUCUAAGAAUGUUUUAUGAGAAGAACAGGAACCUGAUUCCUAGUAUUCCCAGGGAGACAUCAGCUUACUUGGCUGACUUGUUACUGGGCUUGCUUCAGAGAAAUCAGAAAGACAGAAUGGACUUUGAUGCUUUCUUUGGCCACCCUUUCCUUGAUCAGGUUUCGACUGUCAAAAAAUCUUGCCCUGUGCCGGUGCCGACAUACACAGGAUCCGUUUCUGGCAGUUCCUGUAGUAGCUCUCCCUCUUGCCGGUUUGCUUCGCCCCCAUCACUCCCAGAUAUGCAGCACAUCCAGGAAGAUAACCUCUCUUCGCCUCCCUUGGGGCCUCCAAACUACCUUCAGGUCUCCAAAGAUUCCGCCAGCACCAGUAGCAAGAACUCCUCUUGUGACACCGAUGACUUCGUCCUGGUCCCGCACAACAUCGCGGCCGACCAAUCAUACGAUAUGCCUCUGGCAGCUGGGAGCCGGCGGGCCUCAAGCGAAUUCUUAAUGUGCGGUGGGCAGUGUCAGCCUUCAGUCUCCCCCCGCAGUGAAACGGCACCCAUCCCCGUUCCCACUCAGCUGCGUAACUACCAGCGCAUCGAGCAGAAUUUGACCUCUGCUGCCAGCCCUGUCUCAAAUCCCCAUGGAUCACCAAGAUCUGCUGUGGUCCGGCGGUCGAAUACCAGCCCCAUGGGCUUCAUGAAGACAGGCUCCUGUUCCCCAGUGUCGGCGGAUGCUGUGCAAGGUGUGGGACGCAGGCUGUCCAUGGGCUCCUCAAGGCCAUAUUCCCCUUCACCAUUAGUUGGCACCAUACCUGAGCAACUUGGGCACUGCUGUUGUGGGCAGCCGCAAGGACAUGAAGCCAGGAGCCGGAACUCCUCAGGCUCUCCAGCUCCACAAUCUCAGUCUCCGCAGUCUCUCCUCCUAGGAGCUCGGCUACAGAGCGCUCCAACCCUGACCGACAUUUACCAAAACAAACAGAAGCUCCGGAAACAGCACUCGGACCCUGUCUGCCCAUCGUACGCAGGCUACGGCCACUCCACGCAGCCCACCCGGCCCGUCAGCCUGGGGACGUCGCCCACAAAGCACAUGGGGUCCUCGCCCAGGAGCUCCGACUGGCUCUUCAAAACUCCCUUGCCAACCAUCAUUGGCUCUCCCACCAAGGCAACUGCUCCGUUCAAGAUCCCGAAAACCCAGGCGUCCUCUAACUUGGUGGGCCUGGUCAGCCGCCAGGGACCGACAGCAGAAGUCCCGUUGCAGCAGAUGAAAGACGUGAGCGAGAUGAGGGAGUUCUUGCAUUUCCACUCGACCCAGGGAAGCGAGAGGCAGGCGGUGGAACAGCAUGGCAAGGCUCUGUUUGGCAGGUCUGUAAGUACUGGCAAGCUGUCAGACCAGCAAGCAAAGACCAUUCUUGGUGGCCAGCUCUACCAGGGCAGCACGGACAGCCUUAAUACCGAAAGGCCAAUGGAUACAGGGGCCUGUGGCCUCGCAGCAGUGACUCCUUCCGUGGGAGCUGGAACAUGCUCAAGAGCUGUGAUGUUCACCGUGGGCUCCCCUCCGAACAGCUCCACUCCUCCAACCUGCACCCACAUGGUCCUCAGAGCGAGGACGACAUCAGUUGGCUCCAACAGUUCCGGAGGGUCUCUCUGUUCAACCAGCGGCCGCAUCCUGAUGGGCUCCCCACCUGGGGCCUGCAUGAGCUCAUCUCCACCUGGACCAGAGGCAGCGCCGUGCCUGAAGUACAUGUCUUAUGGCACUUCACCACCCAGUUUGGAGGGGUUUAUCACUUUCGAAGCCCCUGAGCUGCCAGAAGAAACUUUGAUGGAGAGAGAGCACACCGACACACUGCGCCACCUGAACUUGAUGCUGGCCUUCACAGAGUGUGUGCUGGACCUGACCGCCAUCCGGGGAGGCAAUCUGGAGCUGUGCUCCUCAGCAGUCUCCCUGUACCAGAUCCAGGAGAGUGUGGUUGUUGAUCAGAUAAGCCAGCUGAGCAAGGAUUGGGGGCAAGUCGAGCAGUUGGUGCUAUACAUGAAAGCGGCCCAGUUAUUGGCAUCAUCCUUGCAUCUGGCCAAAGCUCAGAUCAAAUCAGCAAAACUGAAUUUGUCCACUGCUGUGAAGCAAGUGGUCAAAAACCUGAACGAGAGGUACAAAUUCUGCAUUGCUAUGUGCAAGAAGCUGACGGAAAAGCUGAACCGGUUCUUCUCAGACAAGCAGCGGUUUGUCGAUGAAAUCAACAGUGUCACGGCUGAGAAGCUCAUCUACAGUUGCGCUGUGGAGAUGGUACAGGCAGCAGCCCUGGAUGAGAUGUUUCAGCAGACGGAAGAUAUUGCUUACCGAUACCACAAAGCAGCUUUGCUGCUGGAAGGCCUAGCAAAGAUUUUGCAAGACCCUGUCGAUAUAGAAAACAUCAAUAAAUAUAAGUCUAGUAUCGAACGGAGGCUCUCUGCCUUUUGCUGCAAUGCAGUGGCUGUUUACGAGCAGUAGACACAUCACCUGGGACCACUUUUGCUUCAACCAAAUGGUCAGCCUCGGUUUUACCCAAAUGGUUUUUCAUCUCUGUGGUUGACUACCAAAGAAAAAUGCAAUUAUUUCAGAGAGGAGAAGAAAUCCAAAACAACUCUGUAGGAGACUCGUCUUAUGACUGAUCUGCCCCCUCCCGCCUUCGUUGAGCAACUGGAUUUUGAAAGACUCGUCUUCACAUGUUCAACAAAACUUCCUUUGUGAACAUUCAGCUACGGCUCUUACUUGUCUUUGCACGAAGGCACAAAGAGCCAUUUUCUUUUUCUGCAAGGUGUCCUUUCUGAAAAGGAUCCCUUUUUUGGGACAAAACUUUAGUGUGGAAAUGAGAAAAUGUCGACUUCAAACCUGUGUGUUGUGAAGCUUUUGGGGCUCAGCUGGAUUGGGAUUUGAACUCACAUCUUCUAAUUGUCAUUUGAAAAGCCAUCGAGGAAAAGAGGAAAUGGCACCUUCUUAAAAAGACAGGAAGUUAUGGACCUGGGGACUUUUUCUUUUACCUUUAUGGUGUGGUCUGUUGAGAAUUCCUUAAACUAAUUUUAGCAGUUACUGUGGAUAUACACCCUGGAUGUUUUCUUCUUCUUGACCUUCUCCCUUCCUUAUCCCAACAGUUUAUAUUGCACUAAUUUACUAAAGAAACUCAUCUGUUUGUGAGGAACUAUUAAUUUAAACAAGAAAAGGCACAAGGGGGGAGGGGAGUUUAAUUUUACUGCAUACAAGGAAACACACACAGCGGCGGCGGCAGCAACGACAGAGAGAACCAGACUUUGCCAGAACGACAGUGUGCAGCCUCUUCGGAGACUUCCAGACAGAGCGGCACAAAAUGCCUUCCCUUGGGCGUUCCUGUUUGAUACCAGUUUUCCUAAUACUUCAGUAACUCUGCCGUUUUACGGUCUCUUCUCAAUCACAUUUGAAAUAGAUGAGGGCUUCCUACACCCCCCCCCCCCCCCCACUGAAUAAAGGUUUGGUUGCUUCGUUUUGUCAUCAAACCAGUUUCUCCCAUCCUGGUAUUUUUCCCCCCGUCUGUGUUAGACAGUUUUGGACGUUUCCUUAUAGAGCUACACAAGACCCCUUAGAGGUCCAAGGUUAGGAAUUUAGAUGUUGUGGUGUGGAUCUUUUCUUUCUUUCUUUUCUUUCUACAAAUAGCAAAGUGUCAAAAAGUCAGGGUGGUUUUCUGUGCCAUAAACAAGGAAAGACAGAAAACUGCUCCGUGCUGGUUCCUUUUUAGAUCUUUGUUUCUACUGGCCAUCCCUUCUGAUGGCAUAGCAAUUCACAAAGUAUUUUAGGCGGCUUAGUUUCUCUGGAAAUGAUCUCUCUUGAUUUUGAGAGAGGGGUUUUUUUGCUUUUAAUUGGUUUUAACUCAACUGCUUGAACACUUGAAUACACACCAUUCUACAGAAUGAAAUCAUUUUGUACCUUAUUUUUGCCAGCCUGACCUCCUCUGCAAGGGGGUUGCUGUCAUCAAAGCUUGGUCAGAUUUCAUGAACUGAUAAGAACCCUAUCCUCUCCCCCCCCCCCCCACACACACACCUUUUUUUUUUGCUUUGACGGAGUAAUGUACUUUUUACCUUAUUUAUCUGUACAAGAAAUUCCAGCAGUUAAUUUGAAAAGUGUUUUUAUUUAUAUGAUAUUUGUAUUUUGAAGUCUUUAAUACAGUGUUUCUACUACCUCUCCUUUGUAACUGCAUGCGUUUAUUCCUGAUCUAUAGUGUAAUAACUGAAAAAAAUAAAACCUGUUGCAUAAUUUUUACUAUGGCCCUGUAUAAAUGUAUAUUAAGAUAAAAAUAAACAAACUGAUACUCAAGAAGUAUAUCUGUGAUGUAUAUCGAGGGGGUUGAAAAGUCAGGAAAAGGGUUUCGAUGAGAGCAAAACCUACACUGGCCCGGCCCUUGUUGGUUGUAAAUCCUGUGGGGGAAGACCUGCUUUGCCCUGGGGGGUCCCAGGUUGAGUCUCCAAGGCUGAGGAAGGCCCCUUAUCUUAAGAACUGCACCUGGAGCCCUGCUGUCCCAUUAAUUGUCCUUGAACCUGAGACUUGCUGUAUGCAAAGCAAGUGCUCUUUCCCUGAGCUGCUUCCAGUCAAAGACAGCAGCUACAAGUCUCUCUAUUGGUCCAUUAGAAAAAGCAAAAAUAUGGUCAGUGCCUAGCAGUCUCUCCAAAAAUGUUCAUUAGAAUCCCUUCGAAGAUAGAUGCAUUGAUUUUGGGUUCUUGGUAAAAUUUGGUAAUGGAAAUUUCUGUAAAAGGCUAAACCACCCUGAAUAUCAGCACAUGUUAUAUAGAGAGACAAC
Molecule: messenger RNA, 6702 nt
Organism: Eublepharis macularius
Lineage: Eukaryota; Metazoa; Chordata; Lepidosauria; Squamata; Eublepharidae
Gene: ULK2
Product: unc-51 like autophagy activating kinase 2
Exons: 27
Coding region: 1257-4388 (1043 amino acids)
Biological process (GO): peptidyl-serine phosphorylation; autophagosome organization; autophagy
Cellular component (GO): autophagosome; cytoplasm
Molecular function (GO): ATP binding; protein serine/threonine kinase activity
Source: RefSeq, a predicted model, not a curated record